This is a messenger RNA of Acyrthosiphon pisum (pea aphid), 2778 nucleotides long. Its product is annotated as bifunctional lycopene cyclase/phytoene synthase. The record is from RefSeq and is a predicted model, not a curated record. Gene Ontology annotation, molecular function: geranylgeranyl diphosphate synthase activity; intramolecular lyase activity. The transcript has 4 exons. Gene Ontology annotation, biological process: biosynthetic process. NCBI's taxonomy places the organism in Eukaryota, Metazoa, Arthropoda, Insecta, Hemiptera, Aphididae. The coding region runs from base 197 to 1963 and encodes 588 amino acids.
AAGUGGUUAAAUAUGUAUAUAUAAUUGAGUAUGUGAACCAGGAAAAGUUUAGUUUCUCUUUGCUUGCAGUUAACGAAAUUCAAAUACUCAAUUUUUUUAAUUUUGUCGUCGGUUCGUUUAGUUAUUAUUAAUUCAACAAACAUAAAUAUAUAAGUAGUUUAUUAUUUAACACUUUUUGUAAUCCGUCAUCGACAUCAUGUUAACCUACAUUGGCGCCCACCUAUCGUACACUCUACCAGUGAUCGGUGUCUUAACGUUAAUAACUCGGCCGUUUAUCAAUCGAUUGGAAAUUUUCAAAAUCGGAUUUAUAAGCGGCUUAGCCGUUAUCUACACGAUACCGUGGUACAGCUAUUUUGUGUACAACCACGGGGCUAGGACUUAUUCGCCCGGUGCGGUUUUAGCCGUCGUCGGAAAUGUACCCGUCGAGGAGUACAUGUUCGUCGUCAUGCAAACCGUUCUCACUUCGUUGUGGGCCUUGAUGUUCGUCCAGUGGUCUACUCCGUGCUUGAACUUCAACUACGACAAACGCAGUUAUCAGUUGAUUCGUUGGAUACCAAUAUCGUUGUUAACCGUGGUCACGGCGGUUGGUUACGCAAUGGCCGUGCGGGGACAAGAGACCUUCUAUUUGGGAUCCAUACUGUGUUGGGCGUCCCCGGCAAUCGCGAUCAUGUGGUACGGAGCCGGCAAUUUUUUCGCGAAGAAGAUUAUACCGUCGUCGAUCGCGAUCGCGGGCCCUACACUAUACAUGUGUUGGAUCGAUCGGAUGGCCGUCAGCGAUGACAACAACGAUUCGGGCAAGUUGGCGCCAGAGGACGCGUUGUUUGUCUUCGUCACGAACCUGAUGGUCGUCCUGGCCGGGUCAUCCUACGACAAGGCAUACGGUAUGAUAGUCACGUAUUCGUUGGAUUUCCCACACCAGUUCAGUGUUAGCUGUAGGUUCGUUCGACAGAUGUUAAGAGCAUUUAUGACAUCGGAAUAUGCUACACCUUCUGCCGUGACACAAGAUAUUAAGACAAGUAUCAAGGUCUUGAGCACUUCGAAUGCGUUUGGUACCUCCAACUAUUUAUUCCAUGCCGGUAUUCGAUUGGAUUUAAUAAUCCUGUACGCAUUUUGCCGUGUAACGGACGAAAUGUUUGAUAGCAAGUCAGAUGAGAAAAAGAAAAAACUCAAAUUAGAGUUAUCCAAACAAUUUAUCAGUGAAGUUUUUGCUGACAGAAAAUCAGAUUAUGACGUUAAAAAAACACCUCAAGAAGUGAAAAUUGAUUGGAAAAAAUACGAAUCCGAGUUCACCGAUGUCGAAUUAUCAUCUUACCGUGCAGUGUCUAGAAUCGCAUUUUUUUUGCCGCGUAAACCAUUCGAAGAGUUAUUCGCAGGUUACCAAUGGGAUCUUGAGUUCACGUUAGUUCGAAACGAAAAAGAUUUAAUGUUAUACACCACCUACGUGGCCGGAAGCAUUGGCGCAAUGUGCCUUUAUGUAAUCAUGUACAGAUAUGGUAACGACAUGAAUGAUCUUGUAGACAAGGCCGAUUAUUUGACUAAACACGCGUACAAAAUAGGUCAAGGUCUACAACUCGUGAAUAUUGCCCGGGACCUCGUAAGUGACAGCGAAUCAUUGGGUCGGUGUUACUUUCCAGCGGAAUACAUGGACGACGAAAAAGAAGAUUUAAGAAUCUUGUGCAAAGAAAAAAAUCCCAGGUCUUUGGGAAAUAAGAAGUUGAAGAAAUACUCUUCGAAAAUGAUACAGUUGGCUAACAAACAACAAUUCGAAUCGAUGGGUGCUAUCAAAUAUUUGCCACAAGACUUAAUAGGUUCGGUUCUAGCAUCUACUGAAAUGUACCGAGGGCUGAUUAAGGCGAUACAGUCAUGUCCAACUUAUCCGACUAGAGCGUCGUUACCAAAAUUGAGUAAAUUAUUAAUAGUACUCAAUACUCUUUACAUUAAAAGCAUCCAAUACAUUUUUUAAGUGGAUUUAAAAAAUGUUGGUCUAAUCAUACAUAUUUUGAGUAUAAUACAUAGUUCGACAAUAAAGUAGUGUUACUAUAGUGUAGGUAAAUUAUUCACUUUUAUUUUAAAUUUCAAUAAGUAAAUAUAAUAAGUAUAGACCAGUUGUAUACAAAUUUUGUAUCACAAAAUGCUAAAUUUUUUAAUUAUAAAUUAACUGUUUGUAAUGAUUAUUGAAAAGUGUUAAUUUGUGACUUGAAAUUGUAUAACAUAAUAUGUUUCAUUGUAAAAUAUAAUGCAUUUUACUAAAAUGUUAUACAGUUGUAAUAUGCCUAUAUUAUAAGCAUUAUGUUAUAUUAUAGGCUCCUUUUGCUCGAACACUAAGAAAAUAGACGUAGAGUUACUCCAGUCACCUUUUUCUAUAAUCCCUAUAUAGUCAUAGUCAUUCUUAUUCAAAACUGCAGCAGAGAUGUAGCCGAGUAGAUAAUUGAUUUUACUGAGUGAAAUAAUAGGACAAUAUAAUAUGUUGAUAGUUAUAAUUCCAAUGGCACCUAUACCUUCAUUGUAUACUACCUAUAUAAUAUACGUGUAUAAUAAAUUAUAGAAACGCACAAUAUGUAAAAUGGCAGAGAUACGAUUAUACGAAUGUGAUAUAGAUCAUCAUUCUUAGCAUUGUUAUGUAUACAUAUUAAAAUUAAAGUAUGCUAUAAUACUACCUAUAUACCUAAUAUACUUUUAUAUGCAUCGUUUGAAAUAAAACGUUAUUAUUAUUUAUUAUAUUAGACUAAUACUUUUUAAAAUAAAAACUAUUGUGCAUAUUCAGUAGUCAAUAUUUAA